This is a messenger RNA of Aspergillus mulundensis, 1887 nucleotides long. Its product is annotated as aspartic endopeptidase. Gene Ontology annotation, biological process: membrane protein proteolysis. Gene Ontology annotation, molecular function: aspartic endopeptidase activity, intramembrane cleaving. Bases 1 to 1887 code for a protein of 628 amino acids. NCBI's taxonomy places the organism in Eukaryota, Fungi, Ascomycota, Eurotiomycetes, Eurotiales, Aspergillaceae. The transcript has a single exon. Gene Ontology annotation, cellular component: lumenal side of endoplasmic reticulum membrane; membrane; cytoplasmic side of endoplasmic reticulum membrane. The record is from RefSeq and is a predicted model, not a curated record.
AUGGCUGAGGUCAGUCCACUUGCAGAGCUCUUGGGGCAAGCGCUGUACCAAUACACACUCAUCAAGCCGCUUUUGCCUACUUACGGACAUGUGGUCCUAGCAGCUCUCUUUCCGCUGUUUAUUGGAGCUCAUGCAUCACUCUCAAGGCCAAAUUCCGCCGCCAAACCGCCCAAACAGUCUGACAAAGAUGCCAAGGACUCAGAGGAUGAUGAAGAAGAGGAAGAACCCCAGAAUGAUCAACAGAAAAUGGAAGGACUCGCACCAAGCGAUGCUCUGAUGUUUCCUUUGACUGCUGGUGCUACCCUUGGUGGCCUUUACUUGGUGAUUAAGUAUGCGGGAGCCGACCUUCUGAAUAAAGUACUUGGUUUCUACUUCUCGCAAAUGGGCAUCCUCUUCGCCAUGGCAUUUGUGAAAGACACGCUCUCAGUCUUCAGAUCUUUCAUAUUUCCGCGCAAGUACACACGCCAUGGGCGAACCUGGAAACCAAAGCAGUCUGAACGCGUCUUCGAAGUUGUGACUACCUCGGAGCCAGCUGAUACACGCCAAUCGCCUCUACCUGGGAUCUUCGGCUCCAUCCCAUUGCCUAACUUGAUUCUGAAGACACUCUGGCUCUUCCGUGGGAUGCUGUACUGGCGAGCAAAGCUUCGUGUUCAUGUACACCGUGUUGUCCAUUUGGAGUGCUCAUUCGGCGCGCUGGAAAUCCUGAGUGGCGUCCUGUCAAUACCAACAGUGGCCUACUUCACAUUCGUCUCGAACCCAUGGUGGCUAACCAACUUCCUCGGAUUCUCGUUCUCCUAUGGUACUCUUCAGUUGAUGUCGCCAUCCACUUUCGUCACCGGCUCUCUUAUUCUUGGUUCGCUGUUCUUCUACGACAUCUACUUUGUUUACUUCACCCCCUUGAUGGUGACCGUUGCGAAGAAGCUCGACGUCCCAAUUAAGCUCUUAUUCCCCCGCCCGCCUGCUCCAGGUGAGGCUCCUGAUACGGUCUCUCUGGCUAUGCUAGGACUAGGCGACAUUAUCAUACCCGGCAUGAUGGUGGGUCUGGCCCUUCGAUUUGACCUUUAUUUGUACUACAAGGCAAAGGGCAUGAUUAAGGCACGAUCAGAAGGUGAAGGCUCAGAAUUCGUCAAGCCAGUCUACCAGUCAGCAACGGGAGGAUGGGGUGAACGGUUCUGGGCACCAUCGGCUCGGCCAAACGAACCCGAGCUGGAGCCCCCUUAUCGCGACGCCCGCUCAUUUCCUAAGACAUACUUCAAAGCCAGCCUUGUUGGAUACACGAUUGGAAUGAUCACUACGCUUGCUGUCAUGCAAAUCUUCGACCACCCACAACCAGCCCUCUUAUAUCUCGUUCCUGGCGUGUUGAUCUCGCUAUGGGGUACUGCCUUGGUCAAGGGUCAGAUCAGCGAAAUGUGGGAAUUCACCGAUGUAGAAGAAGAAGAUGACAGUCAAGACGAGAAGGAUGGCAAAGAUCAGGAAGAUCGCGACGCUUCCCCAGGAAAGAGCCACGGCUUCUUUGCUCCCAUUUACUCCCUCUUCAACCAAAGCGCUGGAACCAAAAAAACCGAAAAGAAUCCCAAUGAGGAACAGAACACCUCCCAGGGGGAGUCCGAUGGUGAGACUGAGGAGAAGAAACCUAAGAACAAGACGAAGGCACAAUCUGGUGGCAGCGACGCGGACUCGAAGAACCUGGAUCUAUUCUCGAUCUCGAUUUACAUGCCUCGAAAGGCUGGACCGAAGGAGUCUCAAACAACAGAUGAGAAGGAAAUUCCAGGUCCGGCUCAAGAUGAAGAAGAUUGGUCUUACGUUCCGGUAUCUGAACCGGACAACGAGCCCCCUACAAAGAGACGACGACGGAGUCCACGACAUGCUGCUGCAACUUCUGAUUAG